GCUAGCUAAUUUGCAUCUUCUUCAAUCAGUCAACGUCAACAACAGUAAUUACAACCACAUCCGAUGAAAUAAGAUCGUCUCCAUUGACCUCCUCGCAAACGCUUUCAUGUUUGCCCGCCGCGCCGACCUGCUGAAAAGAGGCUGUCGCUACCUCGUCCACCCGAGCCCGAACUACAAGCCUUCCAUCCACCGCGCACCAGCCUCGGCGGCACCGUUCUCGUCGCUAUCCUCGCGGGCUUUUGCUGCUGUAAACGCAGCGAUGGCAGACACAGCUAGCUCCUCGGGCGUGACGGCGGACGGGCUGAAGCAGAAACUCGCGGCGCAGUUGGAGGCGCAACACGUUGAGAUUGAGGAUAUGUCUGGCGGCUGUGGCCAGGCCUUCCAGGCGAUUAUUGUUUCCCCGCAGUUUGAUAAAAAGACCAUGCUUGCUCGGCACAGGCUCGUCAACUCGGUUUUGAAAGAAGAGAUUGCCGCCAUCCACGCUUGGACGCCCAAGUGUUAUACGCCCGAGCAAUGGCAGAAGCUGCAGGAAGAAUAACUGGUUCUACGUGGAGAUGGGAGCGACAGCCGGGCUGUCUGAUCAUUGUACUUAAUACACCGAGGCAUUUUAUGAUACGUAAACCAGGCUAUGUUUUCAUCG
This is a messenger RNA of Talaromyces proteolyticus, 640 nucleotides long. RefSeq names its product bola domain protein. Gene Ontology annotation, cellular component: nucleus; cytosol. The record is from RefSeq and is a predicted model, not a curated record. Gene Ontology annotation, biological process: intracellular iron ion homeostasis. Gene Ontology annotation, molecular function: 2 iron, 2 sulfur cluster binding. NCBI's taxonomy places the organism in Eukaryota, Fungi, Ascomycota, Eurotiomycetes, Eurotiales, Trichocomaceae. The transcript is spliced from 2 exons. Bases 107 to 538 code for a protein of 143 amino acids.